UACUACCUUCAUCACCCUCCAUCCCUUCCUUCCCUCUCUGCAACUUAAAAAAAAGCUCUUGAACUAGUUUCUGCUAAAAUGCGCCCUGUGCGUGUCAAAAACUGAAAGUAAAAGUUAGAUCUUCACUACCUAAAAUUGAAAUAAAAUGUCGAAUUGGAUCUCUUCGAAGCUCAAGGUUGCGGAAACCUUCUUUGAACAAAUCGACCAGCAAGCGGCAGAGUCGUUGAAGAAGAAUGAAAGGUCACUUGGAUCUGAGGAUGAAAAAUUCAAUGUCCCUACAAAAACAGGAUUAGGAGGAGAUAAAACAGUGCCGUUGAAGGAUCAGUUGAAGAAAAAGAAAUCAACUUUAGAAACAAGAAUAAAUAGUAGUCAUGCUGAAUAUUUUGGAAAAUUGAAUACUGAUCCUACUCUUAACAAUGUUAUUAAUGAUAAUAAUAAUAAUAAUAAUAAUAAUAAUAAUAAUAAUAAUAAUAAUAAUGAUAGUGUUAUUGUUAGUACUAAUGGAGGGGAUAAAGAUAUUGCAAAUGUGUCAAAACCUUCACCAAAGCCUAAAUCUACGCUUACUGAUAGUGAUUGGACUGAGCUACUUAGUACUCCUACUCAAGUUGCAUCAUCAAACCGUAGUGAUGGGUCGUCUACGAUUCGUGGGUUUAGGAAGGAUGUUAGAAAGCAGGGGAGUUCUGGUUCCACGUCGAAUUUAAUGAAUAAUGUAAAGAAUAGUGGAGGUGUUAUCAAGUCUAAGAAAAGAUUGGAUGUUGCAUUAGGAAAUAAGAAGUUGAAUGGGAAACCAAGUGAUGAGGAUGAGUACUCUAGCUCGUCUGCAAGGUCUUCCAGUGCUGAGUUGCAGACUGAGGGUAAGGUUUUGGAUAAGGAAGAGCUGAACCAUAAGGACAUUGGUGUUAAUCUCAUAGAAGAAGGGAGUGACAAGGUAAUUGAAUCAAAGGAUGUCUUUGAGGAGGAUCCUUUGCAAAUGGGAAAUAAGAGUCGUCCUUUAGAAAUGUCAUCAUUAGUCUCAAAGAAAGCUUGUGAGGUAUCUGACAUGAAGAAGGGAGUCGGCAAUGUUUAUGAUAGACUGAGAAGAACCGUAAAGGAGAAGCAUCAGUCUGUUGCUGCUCCUAGAAGUUCUAUCUCUGAUGAUAUGAAGAAAGGUCCUUCAACAAGUGAGGGAGAGUCUGAUUCAGACAGCGGUUCAGUUUCAACAUCUGAUUCUGAUAGUGAAAGAGAGAAGGAGAUGAGAGAGAAGAUUUUGGCUGAGAAAGCAGCGGCUAAAGCUGUGGAAGCUAUCAAAGAGCGGGAGAAUAUGGUUGCCAGAUUAGAAGGGGAGAAACAAAGCUUGGAGAAAAUACUUGAAGAACGAGCAAAACAGCAAGCACAGGAGGCUUCGGAUCUGCAGACAACCAUGAUGGAAACAAUGGAUGCUGUUGAAUUGGAAAAGCAGAAACAUAAAAAUACUAGAAUGGAAGCCCUUGCUCGCUUGGCUAAACUGGAGACUGCAAAUGCUGAUCUUGCAAGAUCCUUUGCUACUGCACAGAAGAAUCUUGAAAUGGAGAAUAAUCGGGUUGCAGAACUUCGACAACAAUUUGAGUUGAAAGAAGUCACCAGUGAAGAACUCAGGAGGAAGAUAUUCAAGACUCACCAUACUGGAAGAUAUCGAAACCAAAUUGCAGCUUCAAAAGGAGUUGAAUUCGAACGAGAGAUACUUGAAGCAGAGUACUCUUUUUUAACUGAUAAAAUUGCUGUCUUGGAAGAUAAGGCAAAGAAGCUGGAAGAGGAUAUUGAAAUGACAAGGAAGGAUAUAGAAGAUCCAACAGAAGUAGAAAUUGAGCUUAAGCGAAGGCUUGCUCAACUGACCGACCAUUUAAUUCAGAAACAAGCCCAGGUCGAGGCACUGUCCUCAGAGAAGGCAACUCUUUUAUUCAGAAUUGAGGCUGUUUCAAGGUUGCUUGACGAAAACGCAUCAAAUUCAAGAGAUCUGGAAUCAGGAACAUGGGAGAGGUCUGAUUCAAAGUUGAGGCCUCUAUUUGAGGACAAAAUUCGUUCAGGAAGGAAACACUUGGGAUCAUUACUGAAGCAGUUGGAUGUAAUUUUCAUGGCUGGUGCAUUGUUUGUUAGGAGAAAUCCAGCAGCAAAAUUGUGGUCCCUGGUUUACCUUGUAUGCCUCCACUUUUGGGUCAUUUACAUUUUUUCGUCACAUUCACGAGUGUCAAAUAUGGGCGGAUCUGGUGCUGUUAUUUCUUUGGAAAACAUCAACCAGACUGCAGGUGUAUAGUUUAUGCUUAUGGCUUCUUUUUUUCUGUUUUUCUUUUUUCGCCCCCAAUUCCUUUUUGCCUCAGCUUUUAGGAUGGUUGUAUGACAGUGGGGUGUAAUGUGCAGAAUUCCCCUAAUACCCAAUAAGACACUGGAUUAGUAUAGGUCUGUAAUUAUCUAUAUUUAACCUAAAAAAGUAAUAUGAAUGAUGCAAAUUUGUUAUUGUUUCAAAAGAA
This is a messenger RNA of Ricinus communis (castor bean), 2483 nucleotides long. Its product is annotated as golgin candidate 2. The record is from RefSeq and is a predicted model, not a curated record. Gene Ontology annotation, cellular component: Golgi cisterna; Golgi membrane. NCBI's taxonomy places the organism in Eukaryota, Viridiplantae, Streptophyta, Magnoliopsida, Malpighiales, Euphorbiaceae. Gene Ontology annotation, biological process: retrograde transport, vesicle recycling within Golgi; Golgi organization. The transcript is spliced from 10 exons. The coding region runs from base 146 to 2269 and encodes 707 amino acids.